ACUGCUACAGCGACGCGAUGGCGCGCGCCUAGCCGGAGCGCGCACACGGUUCUCUGUGACCCCACCGGCCCCGUCAGCACGCGGAACCCGCUGCGAGCCACUCGAGCUGGAAACUGAGAAACCCGAAGGCGAGCAGGGAAGAGAAGAGAAGAGAAGAGACGCGAAGAAGAGCGCCGGCGUCGUCACGUCGCCCCCAGCCCGUCCCGCAGCCACUUCCUGGGGACUGAACUCCUGCUGCCAUGGACACCCAGCAGCAGAGCCAGCAGGCUGAACUUCCCAUCUUCCAGCCACAGAAGCAGUUACAGCCAGAAAUGGGGCAUAGUGCUCUAGCAAAUUUCCACAUAGAAAAGAAGAUUGGAAGGGGGCAAUUCAGCGAAGUUUACCAAGCCAGGUACUUGCUGGACAACUCAUUGGUGGCACUGAAGAAAGUGCAGAUAUUCGACUUGAUGGACACCAAAGCACGGCAAGAUUGCAUCAAAGAAAUAGACCUCCUUAAGCAACUGAACCAUCCUAAUAUAAUCAAAUAUCACGCAUCCUUCAUUGAAGAAAAUGAGCUUAAUAUUGUCCUAGAACUUGCAGAUGCUGGGGACCUGUCCCGGAUGAUAAAGCACUUCAAGAAACAGAGAAGGCUGAUUCCUGAAAGGACCGUGUGGAAGUACUUUGUCCAGCUGUGCAGUGCCCUGGAACACAUGCACUCCCGGCGCGUCAUGCACCGUGACAUUAAACCAGCUAAUGUGUUCAUUACUGCCGCUGGUGUAGUUAAACUGGGCGACCUGGGACUGGGAAGAUUCUUCAGCUCCAAGACAACUGCAGCUCAUUCUUUAGUGGGUACACCUUAUUACAUGUCCCCGGAGAGGAUACACGAGAUUGGAUACAACUUCAAAUCCGACAUCUGGUCACUAGGCUGCUUACUCUAUGAGAUGGCAGCCCUCCAGAGUCCCUUCUAUGGAGACAAGAUGAAUCUGUACUCACUGUGUAAGAAAAUAGAGCAGUGCGACUACCCACCGCUGCCCGCACACCAUUACUCAGAAGAGCUCAGAAAGUUAGUAGAUAUGUGCAUCAACUCGGACCCUGAGAAGAGGCCUGAUAUCACCUACGUGUACAACGUCGCCAAACAGAUGAAGGCCCUCAUGCUCGGUGGUUCACAGUAAAAGUGUAUAUUUUCUCCUCCUAUAUUCAAGAUCUGCUUUCGCAACACAAGAUCAACCAAGUAGUUUAACAGCGUAACUGAGAAAUUCAGUAUAAUUUGAAUAGUUUUUUUUUUUUUUUUUUACAUAUUACUUCUGGGCUCUUGUUAUGAACCAAAGCAAUCCAUUGUGUGUGAAUGUCAUUGUCUAUCAUUUCCCGUACUGUACAUCCUGAUCUACGUAAGGAUGUCUAAUCUUCUGUGUAACACUGAGAAUUAAAAUUAAUUUUAGAGAUUUAUUUUUCAUUUGCAUCGUGUCACCACAUGCUAAGGUGGAAACAAGUUAAUCAUGUAGACCAGGGUUUUCAUAGUGUCACACUGUUUAAAUAAUCAAUUAAUCUCUGAAGAAGAACAACCUACCCUGCCUUUUACAGGUAAAAAUAGCUGUUCACCCUUCAUUUAAUCAGUGAAUUUCUUAAAUAUUGAUCAAUCUGUUGAGUGCUGAAAAACCAUCUGGUCUUCCAGGACAUUGUGGCUCAGCACUGGUUGGGUCUCUGCAGAAGUGCUCAACUGUAAAUGUUGCCAGCUCUACACAUAGUAGGCUAUGAAUAUAAAUUACCAAAAAAAAUCAGUUUUUAGUCAAGUCUUUCUGCACAAGCCAUAUUUCA
Messenger RNA from Scleropages formosus (Asian bonytongue), 1794 nucleotides. Its product is annotated as serine/threonine-protein kinase Nek7-like. Gene Ontology annotation, biological process: peptidyl-serine phosphorylation. The transcript has 10 exons. Gene Ontology annotation, cellular component: nucleus. Gene Ontology annotation, molecular function: protein serine/threonine kinase activity; ATP binding. Lineage: Eukaryota; Metazoa; Chordata; Actinopteri; Osteoglossiformes; Osteoglossidae. The coding region runs from base 240 to 1151 and encodes 303 amino acids. The record is from RefSeq and is a predicted model, not a curated record.